This is a messenger RNA of Vicia faba (fava bean), 2514 nucleotides long. NCBI's taxonomy places the organism in Eukaryota, Viridiplantae, Streptophyta, Magnoliopsida, Fabales, Fabaceae. The record is from the annotation of a GenBank genome assembly.
AUGGUGGGUGACGACGAUGCUCGACCUCCGUGCCACCUUUCGUCUAACCGGAAAAUGUUUUGGCGCUCAGCUUCGUGGUCGUCUGCUCGUUCCUCCGAUGAACCGGAGUCGAAUUUUGCUGAUCCCAAUUCAAAUUCAGGUGAAGGGAAUAAUAAUAAUACCAACCGGAGAUUUCCCCCGCCUCCAUUGACGCCGAGGAGCCAGCAGAAUUGUAAGGCGAGGUCGUCGUGUUUGCCGCCACUUCAGCCGCUUUCGAUUGCUCGCCGGAGUUUGGACGAGUGGCCGAAGGCGAGUUCUGAUGAUAUCGGGGAGUGGCCGCAACCGCCGAUUACUCCUGGUGGUGGUAGAGGUAAUGGUAAUGGUAAUAGUAGUAGUGUUAAUAAUAAUAAUGGUGAAAGGUUGAAACUUGAUUUGUCUUCUAUUCAGCAGAAUAGUAAUCAUGAUGGUAGGAGUAAUGGGGGGCUUGUGAAGAGAGAUAAGAUUGCUUUUUUCGAUAAGGAGUGUUCUAAAGUUGCUGAUCAUGUUUAUCUUGGUGGUGAUGCUGUUGCUAAGGAUAGGGGUAUUUUGAAAAAGAAUGGGAUUACUCAUGUUUUGAAUUGUGUAGGUUUUGUGUGUCCGGAGUAUUUCAAAGCUGAUUUUGUGUAUAGAACUUUGUGGUUACAAGAUAGUCCUAGUGAGGAUAUAACUAGUAUUUUGUACGACGUGUUUGAUUACUUUGAGGAUGUUAGGGAAAAGAAUGGGAGGGUGUUUGUUCAUUGUUGUCAAGGGGUGUCGAGGUCGACUUCUCUUGUUAUUGCUUACCUUAUGUGGAGGGAAGGGCAGAGUUUCGAUGAUGCUUUUCAGUUUGUGAAGGCGGCGAGAGGUAUUGCUGAUCCGAAUAUGGGUUUCGCUUGUCAAUUGUUGCAGUGUCAGAAAAGGGUUCAUGCGUUUCCGCUUAGUCCUAGCUCUUUGUUGAGAAUGUAUAGGAUUGCUCCUCACUCACCGUAUGAUCCUUUGCAUCUUGUUCCGAAGAUGUUGACUGAUCCGUCUUCGUCUGCGCUUGACUCUAGGGGUGCGUUUAUAGUGCAUAUUCCAUCUGCAAUAUAUGUUUGGAUUGGCAAGAAUUGUGAGGCUAUCAUGGAAAGGGAUGCCAGAGGGGCUGCGGGACAGAUUGUCCGGUAUGAGAGAGUGCAAGGAUCUAUUAUUAUGAUUAAGGAAGGUGAGGAACCACCUUCUUUUUGGGAUGCUUUUUCGAAGUUUUUGCCUUUGAUGGACAUAUCUGGAAGUGGAGUAGAAAGUAGCAAAACAAGUUUUAAAAAUUUCCCUGGUGAGAGGAAAGUAGAUGCAUACAAUGUUGAUUUCGAAUUUUUUGGAAAAGCCAUCGUGGGAGGUUUUGUGCCUCCGUUUGCGUCAUCAGAAAAUGAACAUGAAACCCAUCUUCCUGCAAGAGAGAGUAGCUGGAGUGUUUUAAGACGGAAAGAUUCCUCCGCAAAUGUGAAGGAGUUUGUCUCAGCCCCUAAAUUAUCCUUACCGCGGGUUUAUUCAGAUUCCGUGUUGUGUAUUCAUGCAUCUUCAAUUUCAUUUCCAUCCCCAUCAGCGUCGUCAACAACAUCAUCUUUAUCAUCAUCCUCUUCACCGCCUUUUGUCUCUCCAGAUUCCGUUUCUUCUGAUUCUAGCAAUCACUCAAAGUUUUUGUUAGAAUUGUCCCCAGAUUCUUCCUCUCUAGUUUUUGCUCCCGUUCCGGUAUCUUCAUCUUUGUCUAACUUCUCUAAUUUGUCCCUCUCGUCAAAUUCUACAUCUCUAGCAGUGUCUAACUGUACAGAUAUCUAUGAUGUCAAAUUAUCAAAUCCAUCUUCUCAGUCUGCCUCUUUACCAUCAAAAAAAUCAUCGACUUCCAUUGCUGAACGCAGAGGUAGCUUAUCAAAGUCUUUGAAGUUGCCUCUAAUGAACGAUAAGACUCAAGUAAUAGAUAAUCCAUCAACUAUUUGUGCUGGUCGGGAACACGGUGUUCUCAGUAACAGCAAAUUUAGCUGUGUACAAGAUUCAGACAGUAUAGACUAUUUGUUCGAGUCCACCAAUCAUCAUCAUGUCAAAGACAGAGCUGAGCCUUCCGUAGAUAGUUUGUCAAGAGAAAAUUUGAAGUCUACCGCGUCAAAGGGAACUAUUGAGAGUGGCUCAUUGCAAUGUACUAGGACACAAACUUUAGCAUACCGCUGGCCUAGUUUAGAAAAGAUCGAGACAUUUGCUUCAAAUCAUUUGAGUUCUGAGGCUGCUUUUGUCAUAUUCUCUCCAAGUAUACUUAUGCAGGCAGGAAAUAUUUUAUAUCUAUGGGUAGGGAGCUCUUUCAAACUGGACGCUUCUUCACAGGAUUGGUUAGAUAGUGAUAGAGAGUCUGAUUUUCUUGGAACUGUUGACUGGAACCGAAUUGGCUGUGAUCUUCUUGUUCAGUUUAAUUUGCCGAAGAAUACAGUUACUAAGAUUGUUAAAGAGAAUGAAGAACCCCAGGAGUUCCUUGCUUUGCUGAGUUCAUUGUAG